CGCUCGGGCCGGCGGGUCGCAGGCGCUGGUUACAAUGUUGCGGGCGCCGCUUUGUUCCGCCGCUUUGUAUCAGUUCGCCGAGUCUCGGGAUUCCAUCGGCGGGACGUGGUGACCCGAAGCCCGGGCACCUCGCAGCAACUUCUCCCCGCCCGCCCCUCCCCAUGGAAACAUAAACCGGCGGCGCGCCGCGUUGCCAUGGUGCCGGCCCGGGCUUGCGGCGGCACUCGGUGAAUCGUCGCGGGGUCCCGGCGGCGGCCGGGGGGAGCCGGAGCCCCAGCCCCAGCCGCACCGCGGGUGAUGAGGGGUCGGGCUGCCCGGAUCCCUCUCUCCGUGCCCUGAGCAGCUCCCGGCCCGCAGCUCCCUCCCUCCCCCUCUGGCUCGGAUCUCCUCGAUGCUCACCAUGGAUGUGACCAUUUCUGAGCUGCUGGGGCAGUUCCUGGGGAGCCCGCUGGUCACCUGGGUGAAAACCUUUGGCCCGCUGGGCGGGACAAGCGAGGAGAACGGGACCAUGUACAUGGAUCUGGUCGAUGGUGUCUUCCUACACGACAUCAUGUUGGAGAUAGACCCAAGACCAACGAAUCAAAGAGUCAACAAGCACAUCAAUAAUGAUGUCAACUUGCGUAUUCAGAACCUCACCAUAUUAGUGAGGCAUAUAAAGAACUACUACCAGGAGUGUCUGCAACAGUUGGUGGUAAUGAAUCUGCCGAAUGUACUCCUGAUUGCAAAAGAUCCACUCUCAGGAAAAAGCAUGGAUGAAAUCAAGAAAGUGCUGUUACUCAUGCUGGGGUGUGCUGUGCAGUGCGAACGAAAGGAAGAAUUCAUUGAACGGAUCAAACAGUUGGACAUUACAACUCAGACAGCCAUAGUUGCUCACAUACAAGAGAUCACCCAUAACCAGGAGAAUGUGUUUGACCUUCAGUGGAUGGAACUGACUGAGGUGAAUGCAGAAGAUCUGGAGACUCUGUCACGGUCAAUGGUCUUCCACCUGAAGAGGCUUCUUGAUGAUCGGGAUGAGUACUCAGAGAUGAUAGUGGAGCUUACCCAAGACCGUGACUACUUACAGAUGCAGCAGCUAGACUCAAGUCCUGUGAAGUCCCCAAACCCCGACUGUCCACCUAGUCCCAACGGAAAGCUCGACAAAGGGGAGAAGCAGCAUCUCGCGGUGGACCUGGCUGACACCAAGGCAAAACUCAGGAGGAUCAGACAAGAACUGGAAGAAAAGGCAGAGCAGCUCAUUGACUCCAAGCAUGAAGUGGAGCGACUCGAUGCAGAGUCGCAGAGGUUGCGACAGGAGAACAUGCAGUUGACCUCAGAUGCACGUUCGGUGAGAGCGUAUCAAGAUGAGCUGGACUCGCUGCGAGAGAAAGCGAACCGGGUGGACAGACUAGAAAAUGAGCUCACACGGUGCAGAGAGAGGCUACACGAUGUGGAUUUCUACAAGGCCAGAAUGGAAGAACUCCGUGAGGACAACAUAGUCCUGAUCGAGACGAAGACCAUGCUGGAGGAGCAGCUCAUCGUCGCGAGGGCUCGUUGUGAUAAGUUGCACGACCUGGAAAAGGAAAACCUCCAGCUCAAAUCCAAGCUGCAGGACCUAGAAAUGGACCGGGAGGCGGAUAGGAAGCGCAUCGAAGAGCUGCUCGAGGAGAACAUGGUGCUGGAAAUUGAGAAGAAGCAGAGUAUGAACGAGUCGGCGCACCUGGGCUGGGAGCUGGAGCAGAUGUCCAAGAGCACCGACCUCCUGGAUACUGGGCGCAAGUCGUUCGUGCUUGAGAUGAACGAGUCUGCUUCAAGCCGGAUCCUGAAGCUGGAGAAGGAAAACCAGAGCCUGCAACACGGGGUUCAAGAACUCCGACAAGCCUUACUGUCAGCAGAGGAGAGCAAAGCCAGGAUUGCCGAGCUGGAGACGGAGAACAAGCUUCUCAGCGCAAAGGUGGGAAACCUUCAGACGGAGCUUGAACAGGAGAAGCAAAGCAACCAAGACAUGGGGAGCCUGAGUGAGGAGCUUCUGCAGGACAAAGCCAAGUUAAAGGAAAGCAUGGACAUUCUCCAAGCUGAGAAAGAGCGGCAGGUAAAGGCACUGGAGCAGGAGAAUGAACACUUAAACCGGGCCAUCACUUCACUCAGGGAACGUUCAGAAAUCAGUGCGGAAGCCAGGGUGAAGGACAUUGAGAAGGAGAACAAAAUCCUUCACGAGACCAUCACGGAGACGAGCAGCCAGUUAGCCAAGCUGGAAUUUGAGAAGAAGCAGGCCCACAAGGAGAUCCUGCAGUACAAGGAGAAGGAGGAGAGGGCCGAAGCACUGGAAAAGGAUGUCCACAGGCUCGAACAAGACAACGAACAGCUUCAGAAGAAGAUUGCUUCCUUGAAGAUCACGUGUGAGGGUGUCGGGGCCUUGGAACAAGAGGUUUCGAACCUCGAGCUGGAGAACAGCAAGCUGAAGAAGUCUCUCAACAGCUUGCAAAACUCGCUGAUCAAGUUGGAGUCGGUGAAGAAGGACAAUAAGCAGCUGGACGAAGAGAAUGUGGAGCUGAGGAGGAUGGUGGAGACCAUGAAGUUCACGAGGACAAAGCUGAUCAAAGAGGAGAUGGAGAAGCGGGAGCUGGAAAAGGAGAAAGAUGAACUUAGGAAAAGCGUGGAGCUGUUGAAGUCCUUGAAUCGGAAAUCUGAGCGGCUGGAGAUCAGCUAUCAAAGUCUGGAUUCGGAAAACCAGAGACUUCAGAAGGUCCUGGACAACAGCGAUGCCAAAGUCCGCCAGCUUGAGAAGGAGCUCCAGGACACCGAGAAUGAGAACCACGUUCUUAAGAAGAACCUGGAGGAGCUGAAGUUCUCCAGCAAAAGGCUGGAGACGCUAGAGAAGGACAACAAGACACUGGAACACGAAGCAGCACAGCUGGAGAAGGACAAGGCCACGCUGGACAAGGAGAACAAGCGGCUGUGGCAGCAGGUGGAGCUGAAGGAUGCGGUCCUGGACGAGAACAGCCAAAAGCUGUCGAGCCUGGAGAAGGAGAAACGAACACUAGAGAAGGAAGUGGUCAGAUACAAGGAGAGCACAACCAAGCUAAAGGAGCUGGAGGUUAACUACAAGGAAGUGGUCAAGCAAUCUACAAUUAAUACAAGGACACUAGCAACUCUCAGGGAGGAACUCUUCCACGAGAAGCUCAGGAGCCAGGAGCUCUCCAAUGAGUUGGAAAAGCUCAAUCAGGAGUUGGAGAAAAUCGGACUAACCAAGGAGAGACUUCUGCAAGAGGAACACAACAGUGAUGAUAAUAAAUACAAGCUCCUGGAGACCAGGAUCGAAUCCACACUGAAGAAAACACUAGACAUUAAGGAGGAGAAGGUCCAAGCACUCGAGUCUCGACUGGCUGAGUCCAGCAACCUCAACCAGCAACUGCGGAUUGAGCUGAGCACGGUGAAGUGGAAUCUGGAAGCUCUGUUGCAGCGUCAGGAAGAGGAAAAACUUUCGCCUAAUUCCCCCGUGGGCUUCUCCCAGUCGAGCAGCGGCGAGAAGGAAAAGUGGGAGACCACCCUGGAGCUGCUGAAAGUAAAGGACACCGUCAUCGAGGUUGAGAGGAACAAUGCAGCAUUGCAGGCUGAGAAGGAGCUGCUAAAGGACCAAAUAAAGCAGCUGGAAGCACAGAACAGUGCUGUCAACUCCCAGAUCGUCAUCCUGCAGCGACAGGCGGCAUCCAUGCAGGAGCACAGCAAUGCUCUGCAGAUUCAGAACGCCAAGCUUCAGGUUGAGAACUCGACGCUGAACUCGCAGAGCGCCGCGCUGAUGGGCCAGAACGCAAUGCUGCAGAACGCGCAGUCGGGACUGGAGAACGAGAAGGAGAAGCUGGCCAGGCAGAAGGAGGAGCUGAAGGCCACCCACGACUCCCUGCUCCAGGACCACGAGAAGCUGAUGCUGCUCAAUGAGCGGCAGUCUGCGGAGUGCGAAGCGCUCAUCGCCCAGCAGGCCGGCUUCAAGGCCUCGUACAAGAGCCUGGAGUCCAAGCACAAGGACCUGGAGGGCAGGUACCUGGGGUUGCGGAAGGAGCAGGCCAAGCUGCAGCAGCUGGACUCAGAACUGCGAGCGCAGAGGGAGAGCCUGCAGCGGGAGUCCAGGAGGAACGCCGUCAUCACCGAGGAGAACAGGCAGCUGAAGGCUGACGUGAGCAGGCUGCACUCGAUGAAUGGCACACUGAAGGAAGAGUAUGACCGGUUGCAGAGCGUCACCAAGGAGUGCAGGAGCAGUCUGAACAGCACUGAGCUGGAGCUGGAGAGGUGGAAGGCACAGUAUCACGAGCUGAAGGAGCAGCACCAGAACCUGGACAUCUCGCAGACCAAGAUGGGCAAUCAUUGUGAGCUGCUGACCCAACUGAAGAGCAACCUGGAGGAGGAGAAUCAUUAUCUGCUGAAUCAGGUUCAGUCACUGAACCAGCAGAACCAAAACCUCCUGGAGCGGUCCAUGGAGAGCAAGGAACUCUACCAUGAGGAACAGAAGCAGUAUAUUGACAGGUUAAAUUCCCUUCGAAGACAAAAGGAGAAAUUAGAAGAGAAAAUAAUGGACCAGUAUAAAUUCUACGAGUCAACUCCAAAAAGGAAAAAUAACUGGGUGGCUGCAAAGGCACUGGUUAAGCUCAUGAAACCCAAGAAGGAGAGUGCCAAGGAGCGCCUAAAGCUUUCCCCUGAAGGCCAGGUCCGCCAAACAGAACUGACAGAGGCGGCAAAGGUUCCAACUGCUUCACCGGUACAGAGAGCGAGUUUGGACAACUCCUCGCAAGGGUCCAGCUCGCUGGAGGAACCAGCUGCAAGUACGCCCAGUAAAGUCCCCAGUGAAGGCCAGAAGCACAGGGAGCUCUCCGGGAGUUCAACACCCACCCCCAGCACCAAUCCAAGCCCUGAGAGCACCCUUGGGACUCGGCAGCGUCGGGUGGAGCUGGGAUCCAUGGCGUACUCCACCUCCGCCAUCCACCUCGCGGCCUUGCACUCCACUCCCAAGUUCAACAGCCGGCGACACACCAAAACCAAAAGUUUUAACUCGGACGAUGACCUCCGGACACAGUCGCUUGAAUUGGAAUUUACCGAGAACGGGAAUGCAGGCCUGGGUGCUGCAGACCUGGUGGACCGCAGACCGGACAGCCUCAGCAGUGACGACCUGGUCCCCAGUCGAGAUGUGGGAGCUGCUCCCAAAGAGAACGCUCUCUAUCGGUCCAGUUCCACCAUGCUACCCAGCACCAAGCCGGACCCUGCGAUGCCUCAGAGGAGCCCUGUGUCAUACAGCACGCUACAGAGAGUGAAAGAGAGGCAGCUGGAAAAUAGGACCAGGGCAUCCUCGCCCGGCAGCGAAAUGGUGACAUUGGAGGAAUUCCUACAGGAGAGCGGACAGUCAGCAACCAGUGCGAGCUCCCGAGAUGACCUGCUGAGUGACUACUUCAAGAAGAAAAGCAAGCCGUCGUUCAUUAGUGAACAGCCCAACAACAGGAAGGAGGCGACCAAAGUGCCAACCUGCCUCGUUGCGAAGACCUCUUCCGACGCCCUGGACGGGAGAGUCUCCAAGCCGGGACAGUACGUCAGACCAAACCCCCGCCUGGCCGGGCACGACUCUCCGGCCUCUUCCUCCUCUCCCCGGCACGGAGGGGCCCCAGGCACGCCCAAGCUGGUGGAGAAGGUGGCGCAGCCUCAGCACCCAGCGUCCGGAGCUUGCAGAGGCAGCUCACUCAGCCGGGCAUUUAGCCUGGCCUCUGCCGACCUCCUGCGGCUCGAGGGCCACAAGCAAGAGCCGGCGCACAGGGCGGAGGCGGAGGGCCCCCCACUGGGCAGGGACUGCAGGAAGAGCGGCUGGAAGUCGACGGGCGACUGCAGGGGUGCUGGGUCCCAGCCGGAGAGACCGCAGUCUGCCAGGGCUCUGGGCUCCGCCCCCGCCAUCGACAUCUGCUGCCGGACCCUGGACCCCAGGCGCCUCUCCCUGGCUGCCCCCAAGGACGACAAGGUCCUCUCCCUGCCGCUGCGCCACCGGCCAGGCAGCCCAACCCCCAGCGAGCCCAGGGCCCUGGUGUCCCCCGCGAGGGCCACCGAGGAGCAGAAGGGCUGGGGUCGCAGGGUACAGGAGGAUCCCAGCGCCAGCCCCCAGAGCAGGUCUCCGGGGUGUGGCAAUCCUUCCCGCAGCGCCGAGGACCCAGGGAAGGGCAGCACCGGUGGACCAAGAAACACGACGGCUUCUCCCGAUCCCAACAGCGACCAGCAGACGGUGUGGUACGAGUACGGGUGUGUAUAGAGGAGGCGGCACUGCUGGGUCACUGAAUUGGCUCAAAGUAAUGAGAAGUUCCUUUCCGUUUUGAGUACUAAAUGGCAAGAGUUUAUUUAAACAUUAUCCCAGCAGGAAAGCAAUCUGCACACAAGUUUAGUUCAGAAUGAUCUGGAUUCCUGUUUUAAUUCAUUAAGAAAGACUAAACUAUUUCUUUUUCUGGAACUUGGGAGACGCAAGGUAUUUGAGACAGGUGCCUUGAAAUGUGUGCACUGGACUGUCAGGGAGAAUGGUUCAUGUGGCUGCUCUUCAUGUUUAUCUUCACACAGCUAAUAACCAGUUUCAACAGUGAAGGACAUAACAGUUUAACUCAUUCACGUAUGUAACGUUCAACCAGUUUGGCUUCUGGACAGACUUCUGCCAUUGGCAUUGGACUAUGGAAUCGCACUCUGCAUUUAGCCCAGAAUUUUUUGUUAAAUCUUACUCUGCUUCUCCUGUGUCCUUGCAAAACUUUCCCCUAUCAUGAAUCAGAGAUGGUUAGAUCUGAUUUCUCCACACUUUUGGGCAGUGCUUUCCACGUCAUAGUUUAGUACUUCAACAAUGGCUGUUUAGUACUUUCAAUCUACCUCCUUCAGUGGAAAGUUUACUCUUUCAAUUUCCCUUCCUCCUUUCCAACUAUUCCCUCAAAGAUACUUCUGCACUCUGUCCAUUUGUGCAAGGGAUAAGCUGCGAGCAUACAGGUGCUACAGCAAAAGAAAUCGGAGCCAGCAGCACAGCUGGUGAAGGAAGGGAGACGUCGGACAGAGCGGGGUGCUCAGUGGGUAUGGAAACCCCACCAUACCUGCUGAUUGUCUUUCAAGGAAUAGAAGGGACAAAUGCUACUGGGAGGUAACACUCCUGUUCUGGGAAGGCGUCACAUGUUCCAACAUUGACUCUUGCUGCCUUGUGUAUACUUGGGCUUGUGCAUACUGUAAAUAACUGUAAAUGGGAGAGAGAGUAAUUGCAGUGGAAUUUUGGCUGUAAUGUAUAUUCUGAAACCAGGCGAGAUGUUAUGCACAAGCUCUGCACACACAAAGCAAGCAGGUUAAUCUGUUGGUCCGAAGAUCAGCGUUCUUGCUGUACUUUUCCAAGUCUUGAUUGAAUCUCAUACUGUUCUGGAUUAAUUGUGUAAUUCCCCCAGUUAUUGUUUUGUUAAUUUACAUGAGAUCCAAAUUUGGGAUCCAACGGGAAUGCUGGGAGAAUAACAAAGAGAGUAUAUUGUUCUAUUGAUCUUAUCCCUCCAAAAUAAAUAGUUCAACUUUGGAAGAAGUCUCUCUGCUGAUCGGGUGGGAUGGGGGAGGGGGUGGAGAAAUUGAAUGAAAUUUCUUAUGUGUUCAAAGAAUCUCAUGGGUUUUAAGCUCUUUGAGGAACAAGAAAUUGCCUUUGUGUUGUACAUUUCCUUUUGUAGAUAAGGUCAGGACGAAGGGCUUUGAUGUAAUUAAUUUUGUCAAUAAUUACUGGCCUCCAAGAUGCAAAUUGGAGUUUAAUUUGAAAAUGUUACUUUUUCAGCUAACA
Messenger RNA from Pristis pectinata (smalltooth sawfish), 7780 nucleotides. RefSeq names its product protein Daple-like. Gene Ontology annotation, cellular component: centrosome; cytoplasm. The record is from RefSeq and is a predicted model, not a curated record. Gene Ontology annotation, biological process: cytoskeleton-dependent intracellular transport; cytoplasmic microtubule organization. The transcript has 29 exons. Lineage: Eukaryota; Metazoa; Chordata; Chondrichthyes; Rhinopristiformes; Pristidae. Bases 392 to 6256 code for a protein of 1954 amino acids. Gene Ontology annotation, molecular function: microtubule binding; dynein light intermediate chain binding.